UCUGGAAUUUUGUGAAAUACUUCAAAUGUCAAACUUGUCUUUCAGGUACUUCAAAACACCACAUCAGACUCCCAUAAAAUCAUCUCUCCAACUUCGAAAACAACAAGGAACGAGUUCAGCAAUUUGGAUAGAGGGACAAAUCCUGAACCCUCAAAACAUAAUUGUCGUCUCUUUAAAUGCUGUUGGAGCUGUUGAUGCUUAAGGUUUGUAAAAGUUUUUGUUUUCGACCAUGUUC
This is a messenger RNA of Meloidogyne enterolobii, 235 nucleotides long. The record is from the annotation of a GenBank genome assembly. NCBI's taxonomy places the organism in Eukaryota, Metazoa, Nematoda, Chromadorea, Rhabditida, Meloidogynidae.